CUUUUGCUUCCAUUUCUUCUCCAUUCACUAAAUGUUCUUUGCUCUCUUCCUCUUACUUAAUUCCCUACGUUCUCCCUCUCUUUCUCUCAACACUCAGUACUUAGGGUUUUGCUCUAUGAGGGAUCCCCUGCCAUAAAUCUGUGUUGUUUCUCCCUUUCAUUGGCUAAGGUACUUUAUCUUGGGAGGGAACAAAGAACAUACAUCUAGCUCCUCCACGGGAAAAAAGAAAGGUACUUCUCUUUUUAUUCACAUGAUCAAAGAAACCUAGCUAGAUCACAAACAGAGAAAAUGGCUUCAUCCAGCUCUUACAACUCUCCCUGUGCUGCCUGCAAGUUCUUGAGGAGAAAAUGCAUGCCAGGCUGUAUCUUUGCACCUUACUUCCCACCAGAGGAGCCUCAAAAAUUUGCCAAUGUUCACAAGAUCUUUGGAGCAAGCAAUGUGACAAAGCUCCUCAAUGAGCUUCUCCCUCACCAAAGAGAGGAUGCAGUGAACUCUCUUGCCUAUGAAGCCGAGGCAAGAGUAAGGGACCCGGUUUAUGGCUGUGUCGGUGCUAUCUCCUUUCUCCAGAGACAAGUUCACAGGCUCCAGAAGGAACUUGAUUCUGCCAACGCUGAUCUGAUUCGCUAUGCCUGCAAUGAAAUCCCAACUGCAUUGCCUGCACCACCAGGGGCAAGCUCAAUUCAAUCAAUGGCUCCUCGUCAAAGGCCGGUUGAAUAUAAUAAUAGAAGGAUGGGCAAUGAAGGGGGUUACUAUCAAGCUCCAGGCAUGCCAAUUCCUUAUACUCUUCCUUGGAAUGAUAACCCUUCAGGGGAUUCCAAUGAAGGAGGAGGAGAAGGCAACAUGUGAUCAAUUGAGAGAGAGAAACCCCAUGUAGGGUUUAUAGCUACCUUGAGGGCGCAUGAUCUGCAGGGAGUCAUCUUGGUGUGGUAUUAUAAGGUUUCUAGCUAGCUAGCCUCACAUGGACUCUUUAGCUAGAAUACUUCAUUAAGUACUUCUUCUAGUUGUUACAUAGUAAUAUAUUUGGUCGGUUUGGUAAUUAAUUAUACACAUGGCCUGCUAAAACCAAGAACUUAAGUAAUCUGCUUGUGGUCUUAGCAUGGUUAUUUGGGACCUAAAUAAGGCUGUAGAGCAUGGUGUGUGUGAAACCUUUGUUGAGUCAUUAGUGCAACUUCAGGCAUGUGCAUGUGGAGUUGCUACUUCUCUGUCAUUGUUUAUGUUUGAGAAUAAAUGAUAUCAAACUUAAAUAAGUAUAAAGAGGAUUCUCUA
This is a messenger RNA of Populus euphratica (Euphrates poplar), 1266 nucleotides long. It is a transcript of the gene LOB, whose product is annotated as Lateral organ boundaries (LOB) domain family protein. The coding region runs from base 289 to 846 and encodes 185 amino acids. The record is from RefSeq and is a predicted model, not a curated record. The transcript is spliced from 2 exons. Lineage: Eukaryota; Viridiplantae; Streptophyta; Magnoliopsida; Malpighiales; Salicaceae.